Colius striatus (speckled mousebird) is the source of this 7608-nucleotide messenger RNA. RefSeq names its product TBL1X/Y related 1 (gene TBL1XR1). Gene Ontology annotation, biological process: regulation of transcription by RNA polymerase II. The transcript is spliced from 17 exons. The coding region runs from base 774 to 2315 and encodes 513 amino acids. Gene Ontology annotation, molecular function: protein binding; transcription corepressor activity. The record is from RefSeq and is a predicted model, not a curated record. NCBI's taxonomy places the organism in Eukaryota, Metazoa, Chordata, Aves, Coliiformes, Coliidae. Gene Ontology annotation, cellular component: histone deacetylase complex.
CGCCCAUUUCCGUGCGGCUGGCCACCCUCUCCCCGCGCGGAGUGUCUGAGGGCCGCUGGCUGCUCCGAGCCGCUUGGCUCCUUCCCUUAGUAACAGCUUUUACAUUCUGCCUCAAUUCCUCCUCAAUCUAAAUCACACACACACACAGAGAUAUUACUUUUUCUCUCCCCCCCUCCCCGCCCCCACCUCUUUCCUCGGGACUUAAUCUCUAACCCCCCCCUCUCCCCACCCUCCCCCUCCCCCCGGCCCCUGGCUCGGGAUAUAAUUGAAUAUCACAGCACUACUCGCUGGUUAUUUUUUUUCUUCCUCCUCCUGUGUGUGUGUGGUGGUGUUUUGGGUGGUUUUUUUUUAACUGUUUUUUUAUCCUCCUCCUCCUCUUGGUGUGGACACCUCAGCUAAAAAAAAAAGCUAUAUCUAUAUAAUUACCGAUACCUAUGCGUGUGUACACAGGCACACACACAGGGGCACACACGGAGAUGUGUACGUACAUACAUAUGGCUGUAUAAAAAAAAGGAGGAGAGACAAACAAGGGUGAAUUUCUUGUGCCUCCAUUCCCAAGGAAGGGGGGAGCAGCCGCUCCACCGCCGCUCGCAAGCAUCACCCUUCUGUAGCAAGAGGCACCUGAAAGGAAAACUUCCGCAUAUCAAUGCACUGCCAAUGGUGGUGUAAUACCAAGGGCUGUACUGCUGCCACAUCACAAUUUUGUGGGGUUUCACAGAGUAGUUCUGGGUUGUGUCCUUUGUUGUGACCUCAUGGUUUAACUGGGAAUAAAGAUGAGUAUAAGCAGUGAUGAGGUUAACUUCCUGGUAUAUAGAUACUUGCAAGAGUCCGGGUUUUCCCAUUCAGCAUUUACCUUUGGUAUAGAGAGCCAUAUCAGCCAAUCUAAUAUAAACGGUGCUCUGGUGCCACCAGCUGCUUUGAUUUCCAUCAUCCAGAAAGGUCUGCAGUAUGUAGAGGCAGAAGUCAGUAUUAAUGAGGAUGGUACCUUGUUUGAUGGUAGGCCGAUAGAGUCUCUCUCACUGAUAGAUGCAGUAAUGCCUGAUGUGGUACAGACAAGACAACAAGCCUACAGAGAUAAACUUGCACAACAGCAGGCAGCAGCUGCUGCAGCCGCAGCUGCCACUAACCAACAGGGAUCUGCGAAAAAUGGAGAAAACACUGCAAAUGGAGAAGAGAAUGGAGCACAUACUAUAGCAAAUAAUCACACAGAUAUGAUGGAAGUAGAUGGAGAUGUUGAAAUCCCUCCCAACAAGGCAGUGGUGCUGCGUGGCCAUGAAUCUGAAGUAUUCAUCUGUGCCUGGAAUCCCGUUAGUGACCUUUUGGCUUCAGGAUCUGGAGAUUCAACAGCACGGAUAUGGAACCUCAGUGAGAACAGCACAAGUGGCUCUACACAGCUGGUACUUCGGCACUGUAUACGAGAGGGAGGGCAGGAUGUGCCCAGCAACAAGGAUGUGACAUCACUGGAUUGGAACAGUGAAGGUACACUUCUAGCAACCGGAUCUUACGAUGGCUUUGCAAGGAUAUGGACUAAAGAUGGUAAUCUUGCCAGCACCUUAGGGCAGCAUAAAGGUCCUAUAUUUGCGUUAAAAUGGAACAAGAAAGGAAACUUCAUUUUAAGUGCAGGAGUGGACAAGACCACAAUUAUUUGGGAUGCCCACACUGGUGAAGCCAAGCAACAGUUUCCUUUUCAUUCUGCACCAGCAUUAGAUGUUGAUUGGCAGAGUAACAACACGUUUGCCUCUUGCAGUACAGACAUGUGUAUUCACGUCUGUAAACUAGGACAGGAUAGGCCCAUCAAAACCUUCCAGGGUCACACAAAUGAAGUAAACGCAAUCAAAUGGGAUCCAACUGGUAAUCUCCUGGCAUCCUGCUCUGAUGAUAUGACUCUGAAGAUCUGGAGUAUGAAACAAGACAGUUGUGUCCAUGAUUUACAAGCACACAACAAAGAAAUUUAUACUAUCAAAUGGAGUCCUACAGGACCAGGAACAAAUAAUCCCAAUGCCAAUCUUAUGUUAGCAAGUGCAUCCUUUGAUUCUACUGUUAGAUUAUGGGAUGUAGACAGAGGAAUUUGUAUUCAUACUCUGACAAAACAUCAAGAACCUGUGUACAGUGUAGCUUUCAGUCCUGAUGGCAGGUACCUGGCCAGUGGCUCCUUUGAUAAAUGUGUACACAUCUGGAAUACACAGACAGGUGCCCUAGUUCACAGUUAUCGGGGAACAGGAGGGAUUUUUGAGGUUUGCUGGAACGCAGCGGGAGACAAAGUUGGAGCGAGUGCUUCAGAUGGUUCAGUUUGUGUAUUAGACCUACGGAAAUAGCGCUACUAGUUGGAAGCCAUGGACCGACUAUGAAUGUGUACAUAGCCAAAAUGACUGUCCCUGACCCAUGUACUGCUAUAGUCCCAAUUGAACCAUGGCCAGUCCACUACAGCCAAACGUAAAAGAAAUAUAUACAUAUACUGUAUAUAAAAAAAGGAAAAAAAAAAAAAAGAAAUGACACCCUGAAGAGGAUGACAGAGUUUUGUCACAGCUUGUGAAUCCUGUUCACCAAGUGCUGGAAUCUGCUGUGCCCCAAAAUAACAUGUGAAGGUUUUGGAUAUGAAAAACAGAAGAGAGAGUGAGAGAGAGAAAUAUACCAUAUACAAGAGCAGACCCAUAUACAUACCAAAUUCAGAAGAUACUAAUGGCAGCCUUCAUUACCCCUUCCCUCCCCUUGAAAUCCAUCACGACGAUGGACUGUGGGGUAUUUUUGUUUUCCUUCUCAGUAGCUGAGCAGUUUGUGUAUACAGAGAACAUGGACUUACAGAAAUCUGCAGCAGUAGUUUUGUUCUUUGCUUUUAAACAUUGGGUUUUCUGUUUUGUUUGGUUGAGUUUACGGAUGCAUGAAGUAAGGGAGUGAAUUAGUUUUUUGUUUAUAUAUAUUUUUUUCACCUUGGAAAACAAUGUUUCUUUGAAACAUGUUUUAAUGCAUUCUUUGAAGAGGUAGAUUGAACCUGAUGAUAACGUUUGGUACCUUUUGUGGCUCCCAGAGCACAAUUUUGUGAACAGAGAGAAGGGUGGAAAAGGGAUUACGGAGGGAGAAGAAAAAGCAAACAAAAAAAAUCCUUCUUCAAGGCGUGAUAUUUCACGUCCUGCUCAUCCACAAAGUGUGACAGUAAUGGGCAUAAUGCUAUGUUUUGUUUUCUGAUGACAUGGCUGAAAUGCAGUAGUUCCUUAUUUGGGACAUAAUUCUGCCAAACUCAAGAGUAGAAGGGCACAAAAAUCUGGAAAAGAGAAAUACGGGGAUGCAGGAAAAAAACCAAACCAACCAAAAGACAAAAAAAGAAGAAAAGAUGCAUCUUCUGUUGCUUUAAGACCAUAGCUGAAAUAUGGUUAAAUUGUGCACUAUUGUGAAAAGGAGCAAAGUAUAGCUGGGGGAUCAUUUUUAAGUGGGUAAGAUCUUUCUGGACAAGGGUUCAUGCCACAGCUUCUUUGAGAGUUUCCCAUCGUUAUUUGUAGGAGCUUAGAUGUAUAAUUGUAACCAAACUCCAGUAUUAAAAGUAUCUCAUGUAAUUUUUUUUCUUUAUUAAAAUAAAACCUUUGGCAUAUAUUUGAUAACACUGCCAUUAAGAGGCAAAAUGUUUACUACCUUAGAUUUAAAAAAACCCUUAAAACAGAGGACUUGCUUCAAGUUUAUUUUAAUAGCAGUGAUUCAGCUUAUUUAAAAGAUGAAUACUUGCACUAAUUCCCCUGCUGCUCCAGUCCUGCAGUUUAUUGUAUCUUGUGACUACAUUUUUUUCCAAAUAUAGGGUAGAUGUAAGCUGCUAUUUUUUUAAUAAUCACUACUAUAUAGUGUCUUUUACUCUGUUUACAAUAUCAAGUAUUUUUCUUACAAUGACAGAUGUAUAUGGCAAACCUUUUUCUGCUCAUGUGAUUAAAAGUAUACUGAUAGUGAUUUGAUUUGUAAAUGAUAGCAUGAGGUCGUGUUUAUGCGUAUGUGUAGUCGAAAAGGUUGCGUCAUGUCUUGCAUAAGAUUCCAAGAGUGUAAAUUUAUAAAAAGAGAGGUUGUCAAAUUUAUGUCACAGGCAUUUUACUUAAGGAAUGGUUUAUAUUACAGAGCUUUGCAAAGUUACCAGUUUUAUAACACUAUUUCAAUCACAAAUGAUUUUGUGGCUUAUGAUUGCUAGUCUCUAACCUUUUUUUUCUCCCCCCUCCAAGUUAAGUAUAAAUUGAUUUAAUUGAGAUUAUGCAGCUUUAACAUUUUAACCAUUGUCCUUUAGGCAUUGAUUUCUGCUAUUUCCAUGGAAUAAACAUGACUUGAAGCAAGUCUGAGUUUGGCUAAGGUAGGGUAGCAAUUUGCCAGUGGUAAAGAGAAGUCAACAAUGCAUUCUUUAUCUGCACCCCAGGAUUACAAUACUAUCGUACCCAGCAUUUCAAACCAACAAGAAGUCAUAUCCAUAAAGACCCAUAAAAUCCACGGUGGUUCGGUGCCAGCUGUUCGUAGGGGUUUGGAACACAUUACCAAUGUUUAGAGCAAUUACCCUGUGAGUUACAAUAUGUAGGAAACCUAAUAUAUUGAGUGUCUGGCACUUGAAAUACUGCUUUUAUUGCUGGAGGUCCAUGACUGUGGCUGACCUCUGUCAUUUAAUGAAAAAGAAAAUAAAAAUAAAAAAAGAAAUUCUGUGCAAUAAUUUUAAACUGUGCUCCCAGGAAUAGACACAAAUGUUUUGAGUAUGUUUAAGCUGCAUUUUUUCGUUUAGCAAUGCAUUUGUCAAUUGCACUGAAUUUAAACCUGAAAGUCAGAAGUGAUUCUUGAUAGUACUUUUGUAUUUUAAUAUGGACAGUUUAUUCAUUUUCAUACAAGUUAUUGGAUGAUUCUUUCAGCCAAUCUAAACAAUUGUGGUGGAAUUCUGUGACAUAGCUGCAAAAUCAUACAGCCAUGUUUUAGGGUAUUGCCAUUUUUUCCUCUUUCUCAAUCAUCAGCUGUUUUGGUUGUAAUUCUAGUCGCUUAAGCAUAGUAUCACAUACUCGACAAUAGCUUCACCAGAGCUUCAGUGGGGCAGGGCCAGGGGUUUGAGGUGCUGGAAGCCCAGCCCAGCAGGAACGUCAGGUCUGGCAACUUGAGUGCAGCAGAGGCGCCGGCCAAGGCCCGGCCCGCGCUGCCCAGCUGCCCUGGGAUGGUGCCAGCUUCCACCCAGCUUCCACUGGCACAGGAUCUGGCCAGUAGAUCUUUUGUUGUUGCCCUGUACUAGCAUGCCACAGUGCUGCUCCUGCUCGAGCCUCUCCUCGCCUCUUGUUUUCUUCCCAGUUCGAUUGCAUGUGUGCCACUUGUGCUCAGUCCUGUGCUUACGUGAAGCAAAAAGAAAAGAGAACUAUGACAUUAAUUAUUAUCUUUCAUAGCACAAAGACCUCGGGUUUGGUAGUGAGGUAGACUGUCCACAUUGUUCCUUUAGAUUGAGCAUGCCAGAUGUCAGCAGGACCCUAACUGCGCGUGAACGUCUGCACGUGCUUAGUCUUACCUAGUGAGGGACUGCUGCGCCUGUUUCCAGGUGUAAAGGCAAACGUCUGCAUCAACCUUGCAGACGUUACAGGCCCCGUUUUUCCCAGUUCCACAUGUUAAUGGGCAAAUAACGCAACAGGGGGAAAGGAAAGGGGAAAACUGGGCUCAAAAUUAACAUUGGAAUUAGACGUGAGCUGCUCUUGAGUUCACCGUCUUUCUAUGCAUCCAUCUCAGAAUCCCGUUUCCCUCAUUUCUGCAUAGUUAGGUCCAGGUUUCUGUAGAGUUCCUGUGUUUUCUAUUUUUUCCUUUACCUUUUUCUGCAUUUUUAAAUUGAUGUAAAGAUUCCCAGCCAGUGGACUUUUUAGUGUAGUUAAGAGAAUAUCUAGGUCCUCAUAAAAGCUUUUUUAGACUCUUUGUAAUGUUGAUAAACUCAGUUUAUUCUGGGACUACAACUGUGCAGGGUUAUUUAGCAUGUCUACUAGAUGAUUGGAAAUCUUAUAUGAAACACUAAAAGUGCCUCUUUUUCUGGGUUGGGUGGAGGGAGGUAAUAGUUACCAGAGUCAGAAUGACAUGGCAUUUUGAAGCAUGUUUCUUGAUUUCGUGACACUUUAAUGCAUCUUGAGAGAAAGGCCAAAGAUUUCUACCAAUUUUAAUUAAUUUUCAUUUUAAAAAGCACUCCUUUUUCCUUACACUGCUUACCUCAUGCUAGGGUGUUGGAUGGGAUGCUGUACCUUUGAAAUGUCCUUUGUGUUUAGGAGGAGUUUAGGUGGCAUAGGGUGGUUGUGCUGGUUUGCCCGAGGAGCAAUCACAGCAGCCGUUGCCUUUGGUAUUGCUGAAUGAAGGAGUUUCAUUGAAGUGGCAAACUGGCUUCUCAGCUUGUAAAUACAAGGUCGUGUGUUUUUGUCUGUUUAGCGAAGAGGAGCCUUGGGACCUGAUUUUUCCAGUCUUUACUUAACCAGAAAUCCCAUUGUCUUUCACUUUCCGAGAGAACCUUGCCAGGAUGAGGACGGGAGGCACUGGUUCAUGCCAGCCAAAGCCUCCCCAGGGCCUCAACAGGGCUUUAGCCAGGGCAGUGCCUGCUGGGGUGAGCCCAGAGCCCCUUUGUCAUCGACAGCUUCUCCCUUCGCAAAGCCCCGUAGAGCCCUUCCCCAGCGGGGAUCGGUUUCACACUCUCCAGAAGUCUGAAGAAAGCAGAAGCAACAUUGUGGCAUGUUAGAAGCAAAAUAAGGCUUCGGGAGACAGCAGUAAAUCUCCAUCAAGAUCCCUGACGUUUCCCAUAGGGAGAGAACCGUGGAGCAGCCUUCCCCUCUCCCUGUGCCCAGAGCCAGCGCUGCGGUGUCCUGGGCGCUGGGGCUGCCCUGGCUGCGGCUGGCGCACCGGGGAGAGCCGCCGCCUCCUGCGGGUUGCAGCUGUAGUGUGUUAAUAGUGCUUCAGAUCGGUAGUUUUGAGCACAUAAUUCGCUUUCUCUCCGCCUUUAAGUUUGAAGCUUGACAAUAACUUUGAGGCAUGUUUUUGUUUUUAUCUUUUUUUUAAGUACUCAUUCAUUUCUACUUCAUCCCUUUUUGACAUUUGUGGGUAAAUACAAGCAAACAGUCUGCAUGUCGUUGCUAGUCCAGUGUACUUUGCAAUCUUGUCCUCAACAGACUGCAGUGUGCAGAACAGUAAUUCUAGAAUACAGAAGUAAUUUUCUCUCUCUCCUGACAUUGACAUUGUAGUUGUAAUGGUUUCAUUUGGAGUUACAAAUCCUUUGGGUCUAAUUCUGUGAGCCUACCUAUAGCACUGGAUUAAAAUGUCUGCAUCAUUUCUUCAGUUAUCCAGUUAAAUUACAACUGUUGUAAAAGUGUAAACCAGCCCAUGACAGUUUUUUGUACUUGUUUAAAGGACUUUUAUUGUUCAGUUUUCAUGGUUAUUGUCUAAAGAAGACUGAUAUAGAUGUUCUAUACUGUCCUGGACCAUGUUAAUUACACUUUAUGAUGUAUUUUGGUUCUACAUCACAAUGAUUUGUCCCCAAGGCCCUUAUAUCCCUUCUAGGCACAUUUUCUGUUGCGGUUUCCCUUUGCAUUGUAUUGCUUUGACAACUGUAAUUUGAAUCAGAUCUGAAAGAGGUCCAGAAUAAAAUAUAUUUUGAUAUUA